This is a messenger RNA of Papaver somniferum (opium poppy), 1419 nucleotides long. Its product is annotated as agamous-like MADS-box protein AGL9 homolog. Gene Ontology annotation, molecular function: protein dimerization activity; RNA polymerase II cis-regulatory region sequence-specific DNA binding; DNA-binding transcription factor activity, RNA polymerase II-specific. The coding region runs from base 178 to 1077 and encodes 299 amino acids. The record is from RefSeq and is a predicted model, not a curated record. The transcript is spliced from 8 exons. Gene Ontology annotation, biological process: positive regulation of transcription by RNA polymerase II. Gene Ontology annotation, cellular component: nucleus. Lineage: Eukaryota; Viridiplantae; Streptophyta; Magnoliopsida; Ranunculales; Papaveraceae.
UCUUACCACUAAACACAAAAACCUUAUUCCUUCUUCUUCUGUCUAGACAAACAAAAAUGAUUCCUAUGUGCUUUCUUCUCUGGUAGAUAAACUCAAGAAGAAGAAGAAGAAAACCCUAAGAAAAUCAAGAAACAGAAAGAAGAUUGAAAUCCCUGCCUUCUCCACAGCCUAAGAGAAAUGGGGAGAGGGAGAGUGGAACUAAAGUUGAUAGAAAACAAGAUUAAUAGACAAGUUACAUUUGCAAAGAGAAGGAAUGGUCUUCUUAAGAAAGCUUAUGAAUUAUCAGUUCUAUGUGAUGCUGAAGUUGCUCUUAUCAUUUUCUCUAGCAAAGGCAAACUCUAUGAGUAUUGUAGCAGCUCUAGCAUGUUGAAGACUCUGGAGAGGUAUCAAAGGAACACCAACUCAAGUACAUCCCAGUCCAGUGAGAUUGUUGCCUUUGACGUCGAGGAUGAAACCUACCAGGACUAUUUGAAGCUAAAGGCAAGAGCGGAGGUUCUACAACAGAAUAAUAGAAACCUGCAAGGGGAAGAUUUGGGACCAUUAAGUGUCAAUGAGCUUGAGCAACUUGAGAACCAAUUAGAGGUUUCACUAAAGCAAGUCAGAUCGACAAGGACUCGAUAUAUGUUUGAUCAUCUUACGGAGCUUCAGCAAAAGGAACAACUGCUGCGUGAAGCUAAUAAAUCCCUGAAUAAGAAGAAGAUGGAUGAAGAUAAAGCAGAAAUUGAUCUACAGUUGUCAUGGCAAGCAGGUGAACAACGAAGGCAGCAGCAGGUGGACGACCAUAGAGCAUUACAGUUGUCAUGGCAAGAGGGUGAACAGCGAAGGCAGCAGCAGCAGAUGGAUGAACAUAAAGCAGAAAUGGCACUACAGUGGUCAUGGCAAGCGGCUGAACAACAGAGGCAGAUUGCUGCAUACAAUCAUCAUAUUAAUGCUGCUGCAUCAGAGCGUUUUUUCCAACCUUUAGAGUGCAGCCCUUCCUUGCAAUCUGGGAACAGUUUGAGUAAUGCAAGUAAUAUGAUGAAUAGUGCUGCCCCAGUGCAAAACUUGUUAGGGUUUUUCCCUGGUUGGACGCUUUGAGUUGUUACACCAUGAAGCUAUCCACAUGUAUGUAUACGUUUCCACAUGCUCAUAGAAGAAGGAGAUAAAGAUCGUUAAGAAUACAUGGAUUUUGGUGCUAAAGAAUAUUGAUUACAACAAAUAAGUCUAUUAUGAAGACAGUAAUUUUGGUUAUAUAUAUAUAUAUAUAUAUAUAUAUAUAUCUAGAUGAGAGGACAAGAGUGAUGUCCUGUUAUGAAAGAACAUUAUAUAAGAGAGGAGAUGGUUAUCUGUGUAAGAGUGAAUGUUAUAUGGAUAUUCUUAUGCAACUAUGCAAGCUCUGGAAGCGUAUUUUGGUAACACUUGCUUUCAUUUUUACAUCUA